Messenger RNA from Vigna unguiculata (cowpea), 1672 nucleotides. RefSeq names its product pseudouridine synthase family protein (gene SVR1). Gene Ontology annotation, molecular function: pseudouridine synthase activity; RNA binding. The record is from RefSeq and is a predicted model, not a curated record. Gene Ontology annotation, biological process: plastid translation; maturation of LSU-rRNA from tetracistronic rRNA transcript (SSU-rRNA, LSU-rRNA, 4.5S-rRNA, 5S-rRNA); maturation of SSU-rRNA from tetracistronic rRNA transcript (SSU-rRNA, LSU-rRNA, 4.5S-rRNA, 5S-rRNA). NCBI's taxonomy places the organism in Eukaryota, Viridiplantae, Streptophyta, Magnoliopsida, Fabales, Fabaceae. Gene Ontology annotation, cellular component: chloroplast.
UUUAUCCUUCUUACUUGGGCACUCGAAAUUUGCAGCGAAAAUGGGUGCAACUACUGGCAUUGGCGCACUCUCUCUGAUUCACUGUUUUUCCAAAUCCCACACACUGUCUUUUGCAUCCUUCCGCACUCUCCCUCGCUUCACGUGCUCCUUCUCUUCCUCCAUCAAUUUCAACAUCUCCUUCGCUCCCCCUAAACCCAAGCCCAAGCCCAAGUCCGAGCCCAACCCCGACCUCGACCUCCAACCCGACGUCUCGAGUGAGCCCGAUGGGCCGCUUCUCAUCCCGUGGAUCGUCCGAGGUGAGGACGGUAACCUCAAGCUCCAAUCCGAACCUCCCCCGAGCCUCCUCAAGGUCAUUGCCACCGCUCAAACCGGAACCAGAAAGGACAGCAACCAAACCAAAACCACCGCCGCCACCAGCAAACCUCAAAAGAUUCGCUCGACGGCGCCGCCGCAGCAUUCCAAAGCGGCGAGGCGAUUCUACAACCAAAACAUCAAGGAGCCCUCCGGCGCGCGUCUCAGUAAGGUCCUCGCCGCAUCCGGAGUUGCGUCGAGGAGAAGCUGCGAGGAGCUUAUCUUUGAAGGGAAAGUUACGGUGAAUGGUUCCGUGUGUAAUACGCCUCAGACUAGAGUUGAUCCUGCGAAGGAUGUUAUCUAUGUGAAUGGGAACCGGCUUUCCAAGAGGCAACCUCAGAAGGUUUAUUUGGCUUUGAACAAACCGAAAGGGUAUAUAUGCUCGUCUGGGGAGAAGGAGUCUAAAUCUGUGAUAAGUUUAUUUGAUGAUUUCUUGAACACUUGGGGUAAAAAGCAUCCGGGGGUACCCACACCACGGUUAUUUACUGUAGGGCGCCUUGAUGUUGCCACUACUGGGCUAAUUAUUGUGACUAACGAUGGGGAUUUUGCUCAAAAGCUUUCUCAUCCUUCGUUUAAUUUAUCAAAAGAAUACAUUGCCACAGUCGAUGGUUCAAUUUACAAGAGGCACUUAAUAGCCAUAAGCGAGGGAACAACCAUUGAGGGUGUCCAUUGUGUACCUGAUGCCGUGGAAUUACUUCCACGUCAGGCGGAUAUGCAAAGAGCUCGUAUUCGCAUCGUGGUCCAUGAAGGGAGGAAACAUGAAGUUCGUGAACUUGUAAAAAGUGCUGGACUUGAGAUUCAUUCGUUAAAACGAGUACGCAUUGGUGGGUUUAGACUUCCACCAGACCUUGGGUUAGGGAAGUAUAUCGAGUUAAAUACAACAAACCUUAACGCAUUGGGGUGGAAGAGUUAACAAAUAUGCUUCUAAAUUAUUGGACUUCAAAAAUAUUUCUCGAGCUUGCUUAUUCAGAUUGGAACAGCUCUGAUGCCAUCGGUGUUCGUCAGCAUUACUUGUUGGAUUUGAGCUGUUGAAUUCUGAUAGUUGGUGAACUGAUUGGGAGAUUAUUUUGAACAGUGGCAGUGCUCACUGUGGAGUGUUUGACGUGAAGCCAAUAUGCUUUCGCAAUCAACGUAUCUGUAUGUUGUAGAAGAACUGGGAGAAGAUUUUAAACCAAUGCUUAGGAGAGAUACGAGCUUUUCCUAUGAACGUGAAGCCCGGGAAUUGAUGACAUGUUUGUUGAAAUCGUUGUAAACGGUGCGAAUUGUCUAUAAAAUGACACAAGUCAUUUGCCAUAAUAUAUAGGCCAUUAGUUUUCUUCCA